GCAGUUGGCUGGCUUCCAACUUUUCAGAGCGGACCGACACACGGAACUCUCCGGAAAGACGAAAGGCGGAGGAAUCUGCUUCUAUAUUAACUGUGGCUGGUGCAAUGACGUGACAGCGAUCCAACAAUACUGUUCUCCUGAUCUGGAAUAUUUUAUCAUCAAUUGCAAACCCUUCUACUCCCCCCGCAAGUUCGCCUCAUUCAUUCUGGUCGGUGUUUACAUUCUACCGCAAGCGAACGUGCAAGAGGCACAACGCAUGCUCGCCGACCGGAUACUAUGUGUGGAACGGACUAACCCGGACUCCCUAGUUAUUGUCCUCGGCGACUUUAACAAGGGAAAUCUCUCCCCAAAUACAAACAAUUUAUAAAAUGCCCGACCAGAGAGGAGAACAUUCUGGAUCACUGCUACACCUCAGUAAGCAGAGCCUACCACGCCGUCCCCCGCGCUGCACUGGGACUCUCGGACCACGUCAUGGUCCAUUUGAUUCCUGCAUACAGGCAGAAACUUAAACUCUGCAAACCUGUUGUCAGGACUUCAAAGCAGUGGACCAGUGAGGCUGUGGAGGAUCUUCAGGCGUGCUUGGACUGCACAGACUGGGAGGUGUUCAGGACUGCUUCAGACAGCUUGGACGAGUACACGGAGGCUGUGACUUCUUACAUCAGCUUCUGUGAGGACAGCUGUGUUCCAUCACGCACCAGGGUGAGUUACAACAAUGACAAACCCUGGUUCACAGUGAAACUCAAGAAGUUGAGACUUGAGAAGGAAGAGGCGUUCAGGAGUGGGAAUAGAGACGGAUAUGUAGAGGCGGAAUACCGGUUUAGGAAGGAGGUGAGAGAUGCUAAACGUGAGUAUUCGAAGAAACUUGAACACCAGUUAUCAGCCAACGACUCUGCCUCUGUAUGGAAAGGGCUUAGGCUGAUCACCAAUUGUAAGCCUAGAACCUCCCACUCCACUAACGACUCACGCCUGGCCAACAGCUUGAAUGAGUUCUACUGUCGCUUUGAUGGACAAUGGAGCAGUCCUGACACCUUCCCCCGUGACACCUCCCUCCAGCCCCAGCCCAUCAACUGCCCACCCCCCUCCACAGUGACGACUCUCCAUCCUUGAGAGAGACGUCAACAGACUUUUUGAGACAGAACCCCCGCAAAGCAGCCGGGCCAGACUCUGUCUCUCCAUCAAUCCUGAAGCACUGUGCUGAUCAGCUGUCUCCGGUGUUCAGACAUUUUUAACACCUCACUGGAGACAUGCCACGUACCAGCCUGCUUCAAGUCCUCCACCAUCAUCCCCGUCCCCAAAAAAACAAGUCACUGGACUCAACGACUACAGACCCGUCGCCCUGACCUCUGUGGUUAUGAAGGCAUUUGAGCGUCUGGUGCUGGUUCACCUCAAAGCCAUCACUGACCCUCUCCUGGACCCCCUGCAGUUUGCCUCCAGAGCCAACAGGUCUGUAGACGAUGCAGUCAACAUGGCCCUACACUUCAUCCUCCAGCACCUGGACUCCUCAGGAACCGACGCCAGGAUCCUGUUUGUUGACUUCAGCUCUGCCUUCAACACUCAUUCCGGCUCUGCUUCAGGACAAGCUCUUCCAACUGAGCGUGCCUGACUCCACCUGCAGGUGGAUCACCGACUUCCUGUCUGACAGGAGGCAACGCGUGAGGCUGGGGAAGCACGUCUCUGACUCCAGGACUAGAAGCACCGGUUCCCCUCAGGGCUGCGUUCUUUCCCCUCUACUCUUCUCCCUGUAUACCAACAGCUGCACCUCCAGUCACCAGUCCGUCAAGCUCCUGAAGUUCGCGGACGACACCACCCUCAUUGGGCUCAUCUCUGGGGGGGAUGAGUCCGCUUACAGGUGGGAGAUUGAUCAUCUGGUGACCUGGUGCGGGCAGAACAACCUGGAGCUAAAUGCUCUGAAGACAGUGGAGAUGGUCGUAGACUUCAGAAGGAACCCAGCCCCACCCACCCCCAUCACCCUGAGGGACUCCCCAGUCGACACUGCAGAGUCCUUCCGCUUCCUGGGCACCAUCAUCUCCCAGGACCUCAAGUGGGAGCUCCCUCACCAAAAGAGCUCAACAGAGGAUGUACUUUCUGCGGCAGCUAAAGAAGUUCAACCUGCCAAAGACAAUAAUGGUGCACUUCUACACCUGCAUCAUUGAGUCCAUCCUCUCCUCCUGCAUCACCAUCUGGUACGCUGCUGCCACUGCCAGUGACAAAGGCAGACUGCAGCGUGUCAUCCGUUCUGCCGAGAAGGUGAUUGGCUGCAAUCUGCCAUCUCUACAGGACUUGUUCGCCUCUAGGACCCUGAGGCGGGCAGGUAAGAUUGUGGCCGAUCCCUCCCACCCGGGUCACAAACUCUUUGAGGUCCUUCCCUCCGGCAGGAGGCUGCGGUCCAUCAGGACCAAAACCUCACGCCACAAAACCAGCUUCUUCCCGGCUGCCGUUGGCCUCAUGAACAAGGCCCGGACCCCCACCUGACGUGGUCACCUCCCCUCCCCCACACCUCAAGCCUGUGUUAUGCACACACUACUUUGCACACUGUACAUUGCACAUGCACUUUUGCACUCCUGCCCUGCUUUUUGUUUUGUAUUGUAGUACUUAUUGUGUUUGUAUGUUCUGUUUUAUGUUCAUUUUAUGUUCACUGUAUGCACCUAUACACCAGAACAAAUUCCAGGUAGGUGUAAACAAAUACAAUUCUGAUUUGUCAUACUCGGCCGGCCCGUGCAAGUGGUUAGCAAAUGUCCCGAUUUGAGAAACUUCCCUUGGAAUUAUUCUCGGACAUUUACAAAACCACUGUAUGGGCCGGCCGUGUAUGGCAAAUGUCCCCGUCCUGAUUGCUAAUUAUAGUGCUUUUUAUGGGAGGAAAAUGGUCAAUUUGCAAGAAAAGUACCCAGGAUCUGGGCCACAUCUCCUGGGUACACAUCAGUCAAAGCUGUGAGGCCAUGGUCCUUGGCCCCGUCUUUUUAUUCUCAAUAUUCACUUUAGAAGGCUGGCUACAAGUUAGCAUGUGGCUAAUUAGCGAUUUUGCUACAUGGUCCAAAAUGCUUGAAAUUGAAACGCCAGAUUGCCCAGGGUGGCGUGACUAACAUACUAAAAGCACUAAGCUGUAGACCCUACGGAAGGGGUCUUUUCGGUUUAGCAUGUGGCUAAUUAGCGAUUUUGCUACAAUGGUCAAUUUGCAAGAAAAGUACCCAGGACUUGAGCCACCUUUACUGGGUACACAACAGGUAAAAUCUCAUUAAAAGUACCAGGGAAAAUUGUGGGCCAGUGAGUGACACCUGGUGGACAUUCCCUGCAAGGCCAUCUGUAUGGGCCAAUUGACCCAUGACCUGACUGGUAAUUUUCCACUCCUACGUCAUGCCUAAUGCAUAAUUUCCUACUUGUUUAACUUAAGAUGUUUAUUUUCUUUUUUCUUUCAGAAAUGAGUCCCCCACAGGAGAGUACGCUGUGCCCUUUGUGCCUUGGUGCAUACAAGGCAUUGUCUCAACAUUUGAGGAGGGUGCAUUUCGUUCGCAAUACAGAUGAGGAGGUUGCUCCUCAAUUUGUCCUCCGGACGGGUCAACAUCCGCACGGCCCCUUGUCCAGUCUUGGGCUGCAACUACUGCAGCACAAGACUGGACAAACAUCUUAAGGAUGGCCACCCGGAGCUGACCCGAAACUGGAUGAUAAUUGAGGAGCAAGUGGCCAAGAGGACAAUGUUGGUCCAGCUCCUUGCCAACCUGAGGGCCACAAACCCUCAGGUUGGCAUGGUGUCGGACUUCGACAUUAACUCGAGGGACCAUGAGGAGCUGCAGGGUGUCGACCCGGGUGUGGUCUGCCUCUGACCAGAAUGUGUGGCUGGGAGGGCGGAGCUCCAGGUGGCCUUUGCCACCAUAGAGAGGCUUGAGAGGGAAGCUCUCAUCCGCGUCAAAACGAUCAAAAUAAAGUCCCGAAAACUCCGCCGCUAUGAGAGGAUUGUGAAAGAGAUGAAGGAAGGUGCUGCUGGCAGCCGGGGAGAGGAGGUGGCGAUGGAGGUGGAUGUGGUGGAGGAGCGGCUGGAGGAGGUGGAAGAGGCAGGGCCAAGCCACGAGCCAGAGGAGCACGUGGAGGAGGCAGGGCCAAGCCACGGGCCAGAGGAGCACCCGGAGGACCAUCAGGUGGCACAGCAGCGGGCCACCUUUAAGGGGACUGGCAGAGGGGCUGUGAUGAGGCACCUGGUCCUCCCUCCCAGUAUUGAUACACUGAUCAACUCAUGGCAGAGGGCAAAGAAAUAACAACAAUAAGCUUUUACCUGAGGAACAUCAUCCAGUUCCUCAGGUAUCUUGAGGACACCCCGCCAAAGCAGUGUAGGUUGCGGAGGGGCCAAUUUAAAUCUGUUCUCAGGAUGGUCCAGAAGCAGGUCAGUAGUUUGGCCUGUUCAAUUGUGACCCAUCAACUGAAAGUGAAGGCCAGGAAGAUGGAGAGCAUUGUCUCCCGGCAGAGCCUGAGGAGGUGCCAGGAGAGGGCCAGGCGGGUCAUCCCGGAGUUGCUGACCCAGAUGAUGACAGAGGGGAAUUACAACCUCAGGGACGAUUUUUACGGGUACUUCUCGGCCUUCGUAAUGUCCAUUUAUGGACACAGGCCGGGGGUACUCACGAAUAUGACCGUCCCUGAGGUUGAGGCAGCAAGGCAGGCUCCUCUUCUCCCUACCGAAACUGGCUUCGUCAUCACUAUCGACGAGCACAAAACAAAUAAAGAUGUUGGAGGGGCCCAGAUCUUUCUGACUUGUGAUGCGUUCUCCUGGCUGGAGAAGUGGAUCCAAGUCAGAAAGAAUCUGGGCCCGAAAAAUCAAAGGGUGUUUGUGACCAAGGGUGCCGGGCCAGUCAAAAAUCUGGUCCGGUACUUUCAGACAGCCUGGGCCCAGAUGGGCUUGCCUGGAAGGCCAACGUUUACUGACAUCCGAACUGCGGUGUCGGGACAUGCAAAAAACAUCCUCAACAAAGGCUCGCGGAACCGGUUGGCCCGAUUCAUGUGCCAUGAUACGGCAACGGCCGACCGGUAUUAUGCCUUCAUGCUGGACAGAAAGCAAGCCAGGCAGAUGAGGGAACAAUUUGCGAAGGUGACUGCCACCUCCUCCCCCCCUCCUCCUCCUUUCCACAUGCCACUGGCCUGGCGAGGCACAGAGGGUCCCGGAGGCCGGGGGACACCUGCACAACAGACAGCAAUCGGGACUCCACUGACGAGGAGGAGGAGGAGGAAGAGGUCCAGCCAAUGAGAAUGGCGAGGAAGCUUGUUGUUUUAAUAAGUCCCCUUCAACGGGCAAGGGUGAAAUGGACAAAUAAUCAAAGAAAACGGAAGAGAUAAAGAGUUAAUUUUCAUCUCUUCCUUUUUUUUUACAUAGUUUUAUUGUUAAUGUGUUAUAUUGUGUGUGUUUUAUAUGUAUUUAAAUUUUACAUAGUGUUAUUGUUAAUGUGUUAUAUUGUGUGUGGU
This is a messenger RNA of Pseudoliparis swirei, 5442 nucleotides long. RefSeq lists its product as uncharacterized. Gene Ontology annotation, molecular function: DNA binding. The transcript is spliced from 6 exons. Bases 4226 to 5227 code for a protein of 333 amino acids. NCBI's taxonomy places the organism in Eukaryota, Metazoa, Chordata, Actinopteri, Perciformes, Liparidae. The record is from RefSeq and is a predicted model, not a curated record.